Molecule: messenger RNA, 617 nt
Organism: Ostrea edulis (European flat oyster)
Lineage: Eukaryota; Metazoa; Mollusca; Bivalvia; Ostreida; Ostreidae
Product: perlucin-like protein
Exons: 4
Coding region: 59-544 (161 amino acids)
Biological process (GO): biological process involved in interspecies interaction between organisms
Cellular component (GO): external side of plasma membrane
Molecular function (GO): carbohydrate binding
Source: RefSeq, a predicted model, not a curated record
UAAAACAGUUUUCAGAAAAACCUGAUUCACUUUCCAGAAAUCCAGAAACAAAGGUUCCAUGUUCUUCAGAAUGCAUAUCACAAGCUUUACCCUUUUCUCCUGCAUCACGUAUGUCCUGAUUUUUAAAACUGGUUUCACUGAAAGCAAGUGUCUCCACCCAUGGGUAGAAUUUCAAAAGCAUUGCUAUAUGUUUGGGUUGGACACAAAAACGUGGUUUGAAAGCAAGGUGGAGUGCAAUAAGAACAACUCGUAUCUUGCCAGAGUGGAGACACCAACGGAAGAUGACUGGAUCAUUCAACAGAUCUUUGCUCUAAACAAAACAUGGUAUUUGUGGAUUGGUGGGAACACCCUGAGGAAGGUUGGUGAUUGGAGAUGGGAAUCAACCAAUGAAAAAGUUGGAUAUACAUUCUUUCAUCCAUCGGAGCCCAAUAGGCCAACAACAGAAAGGUGCCUGUGCUAUUUUAGUCAAGACAAAAAAAUGGUUUAUUGGGGAGAUAUCAUAUGCACUUAUAAACGUAGUUUCAUAUGCGAAAGAGAUAACUAAUAUGAAAUUUGCUUGUCAUUAGUGAGUAAAGCAAAAUGUAACUCGUGAUUAAAAAUAAAGGAACAGUAAACGA